This is a messenger RNA of Anopheles marshallii, 2031 nucleotides long. Its product is annotated as serine/threonine-protein kinase Tao. Gene Ontology annotation, biological process: protein phosphorylation. Bases 1 to 2031 code for a protein of 676 amino acids. The record is from RefSeq and is a predicted model, not a curated record. Lineage: Eukaryota; Metazoa; Arthropoda; Insecta; Diptera; Culicidae. Gene Ontology annotation, molecular function: protein kinase activity; ATP binding. The transcript is spliced from 3 exons.
AUGAAAUCUCCACUACCCUUACCGGAACUAUUCGAUGAGGACGAAUUUUCGUUCAUCUUCAAAAAGCCUCGCGGACUAAACGAUGCAUUUCACAGACGAAGACCCCCCAAGUUAGUGCAUCCGUUUAAUCGCAGCAUUAAUGCUUCCGUCGCUAAUGCCAUCUCGUUCAUAGAGGACAGUCGAACGGAGUUAAGCACAAUGUACAACCGGAACAUACCGGACACAUACUACGAGCAGUGCUUCGAACAGUUGACGAAGGUGGGCGAAGGAUCGUUCGGCGAGGUGUUCAAAGUGCGAAGCCGUGUCGAUGGCAGGCUUUACGCGGUGAAAAAGUCCAAAGCCUACUUUCGUAGCACGCAGUGUCGGGAGCUGUGCCUGGAAGAGGUACGCCGGUACGAGCAAUUUUCCGAUCAUGAGAACUGCGUCAAGCUGUAUCUGGCAUGGGAACAGGAGGACCGACUUUACAUGCAGAUGGAGCUGUGUCGCGAGAAUCUGGAAAUCUAUGCACGGGAACAGCAAAAGUUACCGGACGAGCGGAUAUGGUCGAUCAUGUUAGAUCUGCUGCUUGCCUUGAAAAGCCUGCACGAUCGCAAUCUCAUCCAUCUAGAUAUCAAGCUAGAUAACAUCCUCGUCACCGACGACGGUACCUGCAAGCUGGCCGAUUUUGGGAUCGUGUUUGAUCUGACGAAAAGUAAUCCACGUUACGCGACUGAAGGUGAUUCGCGCUACAUGGCACCGGAGCUGAUGGAGGGCAGGUAUACGAAGGCGGCCGAUAUUUUCAGCCUCGGGAUAGCUACGCUGGAGCUCGCCUGUAAUUUGGAGCUUCCGGCCAAUGGACGUUUGUGGCAGCGUUUGCGUAGCGGUCAACCACUGCCCGAAAAUUUGGCGUGCAAUAUUUCACCCGCGCUGAAAACCAUCAUCCACAGCAUGAUGCACCCAGUACCGGACGAACGUCCCACGGUCGAUGCGCUACUGAAGCAUCCGAUCGUGCAUAAGGUUCACGAGGCCCGGAGGCGGCGACGUGUUUGGGAGCGAAUUAAAUGCUAUGUUCACCGAAAACUUUCUAGCUUAAGCGGGUUUUUCAUGCUGGCAGUGAUGUGGUUGGUGGCGUGCAUUCGACUACAGCACCGAAAAGAAUCACCGGGAGUGGUCCACCCAAAAGCUGCCAAGACGGCGAACGGUUACAAUCGUUCGCAUCUAUUCAAUGGCAAUUGUUCUCGAACUCCGAGCGGAAUGUCCCAGGGCGUGUUGCAGAACCAAAGCUCUAGCCUAUUGGCGGGUGAAACCCAAGACUAUGAUGAUAAUGGUUAUGAUGAUUUGAACAGAACGGGUUUUGAUAGCAGCACUGGUACGACGGCUGCUGGCGAUGAUACGGACUGUGAUCGUACAACGGGUACGCAUGAUGGCAUAGAUGGCAAGGAAAGUAUACAAAUUACUCCCACAUUGAACAACUCUAUGCCACCGACCCGCACACCGACAAUACGGAUCGUUAAUUCUACGCCCCUAAAUCAUGAUCACCUAAAGUACCAGCACCACCUACAGUACAGUCAUCCAAAUUCGCACAGCCAUUCCGGUUCGCGGCAUUCGAGUCGCGUAUUCUGUUCGCCAUUUCGCAAUUUAUGGUUCGAGGACGAUGCGAACGAUCUGUCAAUAUUGAACGAUUCGCAUAGGAACUCAAAAGUGAUUUCCACUAGCUCAUCGAUCGCACCACCACCGCUCAAUGAUAGCGAUAACGAUUUUCGUCCCCUUGGAUCACCGUCACACGAUCUGAAUGUGUCGUCCGGGCAGAGCGAAGACGUGCCAGGCAAUAACGUCACUGCAACAUCAUCCAUCGGUGGUAGCGAACAAUCGAUUACGAGCACCCCAAACAGUUCCUUAUUCAAAGCGAUGCGAACAAGCACCACCAUGGCCAAUGGUCUAGCUGCUGCCGCUUCAUCUGGCUGUGAUAACUCAUUGUCCGCGGGAUAUUCGUCGUUUCUUAUUAAGAAAAAAUUACGCUUUAACGCAGAGGAAGACGAAGAUUCCGACUGA